Molecule: messenger RNA, 1034 nt
Organism: Erythranthe guttata (spotted monkey flower)
Lineage: Eukaryota; Viridiplantae; Streptophyta; Magnoliopsida; Lamiales; Phrymaceae
Product: putative xyloglucan endotransglucosylase/hydrolase protein 23
Biological process (GO): xyloglucan metabolic process; cell wall biogenesis
Cellular component (GO): apoplast; cell wall
Molecular function (GO): hydrolase activity, hydrolyzing O-glycosyl compounds; xyloglucan:xyloglucosyl transferase activity
Source: RefSeq, a predicted model, not a curated record
AUAUAUAUAUAUAUAUAUAUAUACGUUAUUAUAAAAAAAAAGGGGAGUUCUUGAAAUUGAUCGUUAUUUUGAUGAAGAUACAUGUUCUGCUUUCGGUAUUGCUAAGCUUCGUUGCAGCUGCUAUUUGCGGCAACUUCAACCAAGAUUUCGAUAUUACGUGGGGCGAGGGGCGCGCGAAGAUACUCGACAACGGAAAACUUCUUACACUUUCCUUAGACAAGGCUUCCGGUUCUGGAUUUAGGUCGAAGAAUCAGUAUCUAUUCGGUAAGAUCGACAUGCAGAUAAAGCUCGUUCCCGGUAAUUCUGCCGGCACGGUCACUACCUAUUAUUUAUCUUCGUUAGGACAGAAUCACGACGAAAUCGACUUCGAGUUUCUCGGUAACUUAAGCGGUGAUCCUUAUAUUCUACACACGAAUGUGUUCGCACUCGGCAAAGGUAACAGAGAGCAGCAAUUCUACCUAUGGUUCGACCCCACUAAAGACUUUCACACCUACUCGAUUUUAUGGAAUCCGCAAAGCAUCAUAUUCUCAGUAGACGGAACACCAAUCAGACAAUUCAAGAAUCAAGAAUCGAAAGGGGUGUCUUACCCGAAAAGCCAGCCGAUGUGGAUAUUCUCGAGCCUUUGGAACGCAGAUGAUUGGGCAACACGAGGCGGGCUUGUGAAAACCGAUUGGACAAAGGCACCUUUUACGGCUUCUUACGCGAACUUCAACGCACUUGCUUGUACUGCUGGUUCUUGCUCGAAAAAAUCGUCUGUCAAUUCUUGGUUCUCACAGUCGUUGGAUAUUACCGGUCAAGAACGAAUAAAAUGGGUGCAGAAGAAUUACAUGAUUUAUAACUACUGCACCGAUUCUAAGCGAUUUCCGCAAGGGUUUCCGACCGAAUGCUCCACUGCAUAAUACGAUACUGUAAUUUUCAAAAUCUUUAUGCUCCUAUUAAUGCAAUAUGUAACGAUACCGUACAACGUACAUAUGUGUAGUAUACUCGUUUGCUUUAUCGUUUAAUGGAUCGAAUAAUAUUUGUUAUUGCUAAUU